This is a messenger RNA of Gavia stellata (red-throated loon), 2571 nucleotides long. Its product is annotated as maestro heat-like repeat-containing protein family member 2B. Gene Ontology annotation, cellular component: cytoplasm. The transcript is spliced from 24 exons. The annotation marks the transcript as partial. Lineage: Eukaryota; Metazoa; Chordata; Aves; Gaviiformes; Gaviidae. The record is from RefSeq and is a predicted model, not a curated record.
CUGGAGAGCAUCUUGCAGGGAGAGGACGUCUGUUUGACGAGCGGUGUCCUGAACCGCCUGAUAGCAGAGGCGUCCAGUGACGUGCGAGCAGCCCAGAGCCUCAGCUAUGUCCUGGAGAUGCUGGAGGCAGUUGAGGCCCCAGUCCCACGGGGCACGGCUCUUGCCGUCAGCACCGCUGUGCACCGCCAGCUCUCUGAUGCGACCAAGGAGCUUGGCCGGGCCCAUAAGGCAGUGCUGUCCCGCUGCGUUGUGCUGCAGGCACGAAUAUGCCCCGAGGAGACGGUCCUGUUCCUACAGUCCCAGCUGAGCAGUGGGAGUGAGGCCGGUCGCGUGGCAGCCCUGGGCCUGCUGGGAGCGCUGGCCCACUCUGACGCACCUGCAGUGAGAGAGAAGCUGCCCCAGGUGGUGGAGGCCGUGGGGUCAGUGUGCAACGACCCCAGUGCCCAGGUGCGGAGGGCAGUUCUGGAGUUCAUCCGGGAGCUGCUCAGCUCCGGCUCCCAGAGCUGCUGGGCAUGGGAUGUGGUGGGGCACAUCUUCAACGAGUUCAGCCGGAGCUCGGGCAGACUGGUGGCAGGAGGCCUUUUUGCCUGGGAAACACCGGAGGAUGGAGCUCUUCGAGCUCUGUGCGUGGACAUCCUGGGCUCGCUGGAUGUCUCUCUGAGAGGGAUGACCAAACUCCUGUGGCCGAGGCUGCUGCAGUACGUGGUGCCAGCCCAGUACAGCGGCAUGCUCAUCCCACUCUCCCGCUGUCUCCGAGCCCUAGUGGAGAGGCGAGAGAGAGCAGGGUGCAAGGAAGAAGAGGAAGAGCCUGAUGCCAUGGACUCCCAGGAGCAAGCCCGGCUGCCGGCUCCCCAGGCCCUGUUGGCUCGACUGCUGGUGGUGGUGGCAGAUCCUUACGUGAGCGGCGAACGUGCAGUCGCUGCCUUGCAGCUGCUGCAGGCCCUCCAUGGCAGGAUCCACAGAGCCUUGGGGGCGGCGUGGGCGACCGAGAUCCCCCUCCUGCUGCAGUACCUGGAAGGAAAAAACGGGAGCUGCCUGGACUCUGCAGAGUGGGAGCACCGUGUGCUCAAGUUCCUGCGAGCGUCGCUGGAGCCCAUCAAGGACAAGGCCUGGACCGUGGGCCUGAGCCAGGAGCUGAGCCAGCAGCUGGGCAGCUCUGCCCCCGGCUCCUGGGAGAAGCUUUUCCUCUACAAGGCUCUUGGGACGGCGCUGGCAGCUUGUCGGGACCUCAGACACGUCCAAGGGCAGGUGCUGAGGUUCCUGCAGGAGACAAACGCCAUGGAGCUGUCUGAGGCCCAGGGAAUGAUUUCUGUUGUGUCCCACGCUGCCGAGAGCCACUUCCACCUGGUCUUGGACACGGUGACUGUGUUCUCCGCUGCUUUCACCGGAGAUGGGUUCUCUCAGACUUCCAUGGGCUGGAAGGUACAGCAGAGGCAGAAGAUGGAGAGAGCCCAGGCCAUUCGCGCUGCUCUCAUGCGCACCUACAGCGGCAUUGCGCUGCGUGCCCCCAAGGAGCAGCUGCUCACCCACCUGGAUAGAGGAAUCAUGGGCAACAUCCUGCGUCUCUCCGGUGCUAAAGAGAGGGACUUGCAGCUGAAGCUCGCCCUGGUGCAGAGCAUCACUGAGGUCAGCUGUGCCAUCCAGGCUGUGGGCGACUGCGGCAGCUUUGAGCUCUCCUUAAAGCGGGAGGCGAUGUGGACCUUGCUGGACUGGAUCAAGGGGGAGCCCUGGGACUCCCUGGUGUAUGGAGUGUUCCAGGCCCUGGAGGAGUUGAGCAAGCUGAGGCCACCUCUGAGCAGGGAGGAAAAUCGCAAGCUGCUGUCAGUGUGCUGCCAGACUGUCUUGUCCCGUCCUUCCAAGGAGCGGAUGAAAAAGGGCAGGAAGACAGUGAGGGCAGCUGUGAACAUGCAGCUUCUGCACAGGAGAUGCAUGGAAGACCUGGGCCAUCUCCUAGAAACCCUUCUGGAGGCAGAGAAGACCUCUGCCUGCUUUGAUGACGUGGUCCAUGUCCUGAAGGGCUGGCUCACCUCAGCCAAAGAAUGGGAGCGGGAGAGAGCCCUGCAGGUUUGUGCCCACGUGCUGGGAGCUUGCAAGGAGCGAUUUGAGCUCAUGAGAGGACGUCCUUGCGAGCAGUUCGGCUCCCUGGUGGGACUGCUGGCGACUCUGACCAGCGACUGCCUGGCCACGUCCUGCCAGAGGGCAUGGGUCUGCCUUGGCUACCUCCUCCAAAUGCAAGCCAAGACCAUGGAGGUGGUGCCUCAGGCAGAUGAGAUCAGGUGCUUUUGUGAGGAGCUGAACAGCCCAGACACUGAGAUUCCGGUGGAGACCUGUACCAAAAUAGCAAAGGCUGUUUGCAAAUGCAUCCCUCCGGCACAGGCUACGGACUUUCUGACUGCCAUCCUGGACAGCUUGCUGCAUGUCACCCCCACACGUGCAAGAGCAGUGUGGGCGUGGGUGUUCGUCUUCCUGGAGGAAUGCAGAAAGGAAAUACUCCAGGAGGGCCAGCAGCAGCUCACUCAGCCCAGACUAACUCCGUGGCUGUCCGCCGCUGACAAAGGUCGGUUGCAGUGA